Molecule: messenger RNA, 3329 nt
Organism: Diaporthe batatas
Lineage: Eukaryota; Fungi; Ascomycota; Sordariomycetes; Diaporthales; Diaporthaceae
Exons: 2
Coding region: 219-1325 (368 amino acids)
Molecular function (GO): glutaminyl-peptide cyclotransferase activity; zinc ion binding
Source: RefSeq, a predicted model, not a curated record
GUUUAAAGUUGGACGCAACACAAAGCGCGAGACAUGUGUCUUUAACAACCACUCAACUCCAAGUAUCCGAUGCAUCCAUGACAUUGUUGAAUUGACCGCGACGGCCCGACCCUCGAUUGCGUAUUUUACAUCGGCAAACCUUUGCUGUCCUUUGCUCUCCCUCGCCGCCCCAGCAUGAUCACGAGGGCGCGAGCCCAGCCCCGACGACGUUCCCUAACAUGAAACGGCUGGCCGGCCUGGGCCACGUUCCCUCGAUGCUGGCCCUCGUCCUGCUGUUGGUGACGGCAGCCGCCUACUCGCCCCUCUCCGACAGCUUCCUGCGCGCCGUGCCGGGCCCAGGCGACGACUUCGACAUCCACAAGGGCGCGCUGCUCGCCCCGAUCCUGAUCCCCCGCGUGCCGGGCACGCCGGGCUCGAUCCAAGUCCAGCAGCACUUUGUCGACUUCUUCCAGAAGGAGCUGCCGAAGUGGACGACCGAAUGGCAGAACUCGACUGCCCAGACGCCUGCGACGGGGUCCAGAGACGUCCCAUUCAACAACAUAAUAUUCAAGAGGGAGCCGCCGUGGACCAAGACGGGCCAGGCCAACAUCCUGACCCUCGUGGCGCACUUUGACAGCAAGCUCACGCCCGAGGGUUUCAUCGGCGCGACCGACAGCGCGGCGCCCUGCGCGAUGCUCAUGCACGUGGCGAGGAGCAUCGACAAAUACCUCACGCAGAUGUACGACGAGAUGGUAGCGCUGGGCGAGCUAGGGGGCACGCCAGCGAUGGACAUGGGCGUGCAGAUACUGCUGCUCGACGGCGAGGAGGCCUUUGUGUCGUGGACCGACACAGACUCGCUCUACGGGGCAAGGUCCCUGGCCGACUCGUGGGAGAACCAGCCGACACUGGCCACCGCCAACUUCCCCAACCGCCUGAACCAGAUCAGCCUGUUCGUCCUCCUCGACCUCCUCGGCGCCGCAGAUCCCAAGAUCCCGUCGUACUUCCUCCCGACCCACUGGGCGUACAAGGCCAUGUCCAAGAUCGAGCAGCGUAUGCGGGACCUGGGGCUCCUCGAGACCAAGCCGGCGGGACCGUUCCUGCCCGAUUCGGACAAGCUUACAACACAGUUCACACGGUCAUGGGUUGGCGAUGACCACGUGCCCUUCAUGGCCAAGGGCGUCCCCAUCCUGCACCUCAUCCCGAGCCCGUUUCCGAGGGUGUGGCACACGAUGCAGGACGACGGCGAGCACCUCGACAUGCCGACGGUGCGCGACUGGGCCAAGAUCACGACUGCUUUUGCGCUCGAAUGGCUCGAUAUGAUGGAAGUUUGGCCUCAGGAGGAGUGAGGCUGUACCUGAUACAACUUGGGCAGGGCAACGGUUGUUGGAUUUUUGCUAUUUCCGGGCGGCACUGCCCAGCGUCGUAAGACCACCAUGGGUUUGCCAUGUCCCAACGUCUUGGACGUGAAUCGGAUAUUGCGUGGCGUCGGGCGUUUUCAUAAUGGUUUCAUUUGACGAGUCUCAUACUGAGAGCUAUAUAUCAGUUGGCAAAUGUAAAACUACACGAUCAGUCCUCGGUCUCCUUCUUCUUCUUGCUGUCGCUCUUGGGCUCUGGCUCCCCCUUCUUCGGCUCGUUCUUGGAGCCUGGCUCGUUCUCAUAGCCUCCUCCCUGUUUCUCGUACUCCUUGGCCAGCUUGGAUGCCUGGGCCCACGGAGGUCAGUGUUGUCAUUCGAGCCCCUCUUGCUGGGGGGCCGAGCUCUCUGCUCUCAUACCUUCCACGCGGACCAUUGGCCCUCACCACCUCCUGAUUUGUUUGGCUCCUGCUUGAUUUCUGCCGGGGGAUGUUAGUCGACCGCACCAAGCCCAGGAUGGAAUUGGAUUGCCAUUGGGACGGGGAAAACUUGCCCUCCUUGAUCUCCUCCCGCAGCUCGGGAUCUGUCGGCUUUCCCUUGGAAGACGGCAUUUUGGAGUACGGAGAGGGCUUGCAGGGCUUGGAGGUCCGGCGCUUGCUGGAUGCACGAUGGUGGUCUGAUCAAUCACGAGGGACGACGGAGCAUCCACUAAUGGAACGGGCUCGAGUUGCGACUCAGACACUGCUCCAUGCGCAAACAUCCCUUUUAUGGGCCAUCGGGCGUUGAGCAACCUGGCAAGACGUCAUCUUGUGUUGCGGGCUGGUCAAAGAACAUCCAUGACGAUAUCUCUCAGGCAAGCGGAACAGCCGCGCUAGCCCGCGCAGUGUUGACGAAUCGACAGGCCCGUUCUGAUUACAUCACCACUUCCUUCCUUUGUGGCAUCUGAAAGCUGCAAGCCUUGGAGGGCAAGCCUUGGAGUGCAAGCCUUGGAGGGCAAGACGCGUGGAGCCUACCCGAGAGUCGCGUGGCUGCAACGUGCACGCAUCCGCUUCAAUACCGCCAGACCGCCAACCGAGGAGGCCCCGUCACUUGCACCAAUCGUCUGCCCUCGGGCUCCCUGCUUCGAACUGCAUGAGCAGUCAGUCAUCUUUCACCCCUGGGCAUGCCCAAAGCAGCUGACAGCAGCCCUCCUCUGCCAGAACUAGAACCACGCUGGUCAGCUCCCCCGCGCCGGACCUCACGCCGAGUAUUUUCUGACAGCUGUCAGAUGCACGCAAGCCCGCCGCUAAAUACGCUACGCUACGAGGCUCGAGGCAUCGCCUGGACCAGCGAGAGCCCCCUCCGAGUACCCCGAACAGCUCCAAGUGCAGCUGUGGAGGUCUGAGCCUCCGCGGAAGCUCUUCGAGAGCCUGGGCUCUCUCGCUGAACCUCCAAGAGGCCACAAUCGAAGGUCCAACAAGUUGAGCUCUGUCACCUCCUGGCAAAUUUACUACAGCGUGUGUUCAGUUUAGAAUAGAAAUUUGUGGCACGAAUCUCAUCUUGGGCAUCAUGACGGCCGCUCCGACAGAGCAACACCUCGCUUCACAUGCCUCUUGUCCUGUUUGUUGCUGUCGCCUGCUGCACCCGGAUGGCAAGCAUGCCCAGGUGAUUCAGCAAACUACCUACUCACAUGUUCGCUGCUUGAGCUCCAGACCAACUAACCACAUGAAGCCUCCAUCUCUCGCACAGACAUCAGUGAGGGCCAUCAAUCACGAUUCCAGAAAUGGUCGCCUCACCGGACUCUGUCCGCGACACCAUUUUACAUAACACGGUCACGGUACGCAGCAGUGCCUCACGUCGAUCCCGCACCGGACCAGGGCCCGAGGCACUUCGUUGAGGCUCAUUAUGAUAUCAAGACAUGGUGUUCAACAAGUGUUGACAUGUGCCGCUCAACCUCAACAGGAAGUCUGACCUGACCUAGCAAGGUGUCGGCGCGACAUUGGAGCCUGAAGGUAUAAG